This is a messenger RNA of Engraulis encrasicolus (European anchovy), 1887 nucleotides long. It is a transcript of the gene bcs1l, whose product is annotated as mitochondrial chaperone BCS1. Gene Ontology annotation, biological process: mitochondrial respiratory chain complex III assembly; protein insertion into mitochondrial inner membrane from matrix. The transcript is spliced from 7 exons. The coding region runs from base 361 to 1623 and encodes 420 amino acids. Gene Ontology annotation, molecular function: ATP binding; ATP hydrolysis activity. The record is from RefSeq and is a predicted model, not a curated record. Lineage: Eukaryota; Metazoa; Chordata; Actinopteri; Clupeiformes; Engraulidae. Gene Ontology annotation, cellular component: mitochondrial inner membrane.
ACACCGGAAGUACAAUAGAGGUCACAUGUGUUUCGUUCAUUCGUGCACUGUCAGUGGCAGUGCUGCUGUCAUGCUGGUGGAUAAUGCAUCAUGUUGAAAAUAUGGUAAAUGCUUCCAUCUUAUGUUUGGGACUGGACUAAAGAAAUGCUCGGGAAGUUCAAAUGUAUGAAAUCUCGUAAACAAGUCUUUUUAGGACUCUCAAUUCUAUCAAUUGGUCUAGCCUCACUUCGAUUGUCCAAAUGACGGGUGGUAGAAUGCUUUUGUCGUUUAUGAAGUUGUCAUCACCCAAACAGUCCUUGCAUGGUGUGUUCUUUUCGCUUGUCUUGCGGUGGUAAGAAAGGAUUAAACAUUUGAAUCGCCAUGCCUCUAUCAGACUUUCUCGGAGCACUGAAGGACAACCCUUACUUUGGGGCUGGCUUCGGUCUGGUGGGUGUUGGAACAGCUCUGGCUGUCGCAAGGAAGGGAGCACAGAUCGGUAUGAUCUUUUUUAGGAGGAACUAUAUGAUCACUUUAGAGGUGCCAAGCAGAGACAAGAGUUAUCACUGGUUGCUGAGUUGGAUUACGAAGCACGCACACAGAACACAGCAUCUCAGUGUUGAGACAUCAUACCUUCAACAUGAGAGUGGACGGGUACACACACAGUUCGACUUCCACCCCAGUCCUGGCAAUCACAUCAUAUGGUAUGGGAACAGGUGGAUUCGAGUUGAGAGGACCAGGGAGAAGCAAAUGGUGGAUCUCCACACAGGAACACCAUGGGAGUCCGUGACCUUUACAGCCCUUGGGAGGAACAGGCAGGUUUUCAUGAACAUUCUUCAGGAAGCUCGAGAGCUGGCCUUGAAGCAGGAGGAGGGCCGGACGGUGAUGUACACUGCAAUGGGAGGCGAUUGGCGACCGUUUGGCUUUCCAAGGCGUCGACGGCCUCUCUCCUCUGUAGUCCUAGAGACAGGCGUGACGGACAGGAUCGUGGAGGAUGUGAAGGAGUUCAUUAGCAACCCAAAAUGGUACACGGAUAGAGGAAUUCCCUACAGAAGAGGAUAUCUUCUUUAUGGUCCUCCAGGGUGUGGAAAGAGCAGUUUCAUUACGGCACUGGCUGGAGAGCUGGGCUACAGUAUUUGCCUGAUGAGCUUGAGCGACCGCAGUCUGUCUGACGACCGGCUUAACCACCUGCUGACGGUGGCUCCACAGCAGAGCAUCAUCCUACUGGAGGACGUGGAUGCUGCCUUCAUCAGCCGGGAGCUGCUUCCCACCGAGAAUCCAAUGGCCUACCAGGGGAUGGGAAGGCUGACAUUCAGUGGGCUUCUCAACUCUUUGGACGGGGUGGCCUCCUCUGAAGCAAGAAUAGUCUUCAUGACUACCAAUUUUAUUGACAGGCUGGAUCCGGCUCUGAUCCGUCCGGGCCGCGUGGACCUGAAACAGUACGUGGGCCACUGCUCUCACUUCCAACUCACCCAGAUGUUCCAUCGGUUCUACCCAGAGGAGUCCGCGGGGCAAGCAGACAAGUUUGCGGAACACGCUCUGGCCAUGCACACGGACAUCAGUGCGGCACAGGUACAGGGACACUUCAUGCUCUACAAACUGGACCCUGCUGGCGCCAUUGACAAUGUGAGCCAAAUGAAGGCAUGAGACUGCAGGGGAGUUCUAAGGAUGUGGUUUGUGAGAGGACAAAAUGCCUUUUUUGUGUGUGUGUAUUCAGAUCAAAUUCAGUUCAAUUCAGAUUCAAUCUUCAAUGCAUUUUCGAACAGACAUUGUGACGGACACGGGAUAAUCAAGGGACAUACUCAAAAGUAUGAUGCAAAUAAUACAAAUGUAUUUGUUUUUUCCAUUAAAUUAUUUUGACAGCUGUACUGCUUCAAGAAAAGAAAUAAAAACUGAAGUUAUGGCACCAAA